CACCCAUGCUCUCAUUGGCUGCUUCCCGUAUGUACCCUGACCAGGAUCCUGCAACCCCAAUUUAUAGGAACAAUGCUCCAACCAACUGAGCUACUUGGCCAGGGCUUAAGUUAUUCUCUAAAACAGCUUUUUAGCCUUCAUCCAAUCUAAACAUUGAAAUGAGAAAGUGAUAAAAAUGAAAACAAAAUUAAACACAAACAAAUAUGUAAGACAAAUAUGGUAGUCAACUCUCAUGACUUCUUAAUUUAUUAUUAGCUAUUUAAAUGAAAUGGCUUUUAUGUAUAACAAGAAAUCUGAUUGACAUUUUCACCAAUAUAAAAUGGUGACAUUUCACCAUUAUAAAAAUCCAAGUCCACUUUUUCUGUUUAUGCCAGGAAAGUUCAAUUUGUAUAAUCAACCAAAUGAGAUUGACUAAACACCCAGAACACACCUUUAUGAAUUUAUGUAGUAAAUUUAUUAAUUACUCUGUGUGUUACUUCAUGAACUACUGUGUAUAUUGAUAAAGCAUAGGCCAUUCUUUUUAAAAUAUAUAUAUUUAUUGAUUUCAGAGAGGAAGGAAGAGGGAGAGAGAGAGAAAAACAUCAAUGAUGGGAGAGAAUCAUUGACCGGCUGUCUCCUGCGUGCCCCCUAGUGGCGGUUGAGCAACAUGGGCAACCCAGGCAUGUGUUCUGACCAGGAAUGGAACCAUGACCUCCUGGAUCAUUGGUCGAUGCUCAGCCACUGAGCAAGCAUGGGCCAUUCUUUACCACCUAGGGAUCACCACCAGACUGGUGUAGGACAAAUCAACAUUUUGAAAUUCAAUUAUUAGAAUUUAGUAGUAAACAUUAUUCAGAUAACUUCCACAAAAUACAUGAAGUAGAAAAAAUAGGACAAUUCUAUUGUUGCAAAACAGAAAUAGAGAUUGGAAGCCAAAUAUCUUAAAUAGCAGAAUGUGUAAUGUUUAAUAGUUGGAAAACUCAAUGUUGGGAAUUAUGUCAGUUCUCCCUAAUUAAUCUAUAGCUGUAAUAAAUCCUAAACAAAAUUUCAGUAGAUUUCUUUGUGGAAAUUGACAGACUGAAUCUAACGUCUAUAUAGAAAUACAAAGGGACAAUAAUAACCAAAGCAGUCUUGAAGAAAAAGAAUAGAACUGGAGGACUUAUCCAUCAGAUAAUAAACCUAUUAUGAAGCUACAUUAAGGCAAUAUUGUAUUACAGGAUAAACAAAAAAAAACAUUGAAAAAAUUCUUAAUAGACCUAUGGUUACUGAUUUAUUGAUUGACACUUAUUUUAUUAAGUGACACUUCAGAAACAAUGGGGAAUGGAUCCUCUUUUCAAUAAAUGGUAGAAAAUCACUUGGAUGUUUAAAUGAAAACAAAAUUUUUGACCCUAAUCUCAUUCAUAUGAAGAAAAUUAACUUCAAAGGAUUAUAGCUCUAAAUGUGAAAACUAAAGUAAUUAAUUUUUCAAAAACACCAUACAAGAAUAUUUUUAUGAUGUUGGGGUGUGCAAAGACUUAAAGAGAAAACAAAUGGUCCUAACCAUAGCCAUUGAGAAAUAUCGACAGUUUAGACUAUUAAAGUUUAGGAAGUUUGGUUCAUGAAAGAUGCCAUAAGAGAGUUAAAAUCCACGCCACAGCGUGGGAGAAGAUAUUUGCAACACAUAUUUCUGAAAAAGUACUUUUACCCAGAAUAUAUUAAGAACUUCUAAAGACGAAUCAGAAAAAAAAAGGCAAAUAUCCCAAAUAGAGAAAUAGACAAAAGCUUUUCAAGAACUUACAAGAAUGUAUCCUAAUGGCAAUAAGCAUGUGGAAAUGUGCUCAAUUUAAUUGAUCAUCAUGGAAAUACUAAAGUUACAAUAUAUCAUCCCACACUGACCAGAGUGGUUAAUAUUAAAAGACAAUGUCAAAUGUUGAUAAGGAUAUGGAGCAACUGGAACUCUCACUCUUUGCUGGUUUGGGUAAAACUGCAUUUGAAAACUGUUUUGCAAUAUCUGCUAAAGCUAAAUAUAUGUGUACACCUUAAUGCACAGAAACCUAACUCGUAGGAAUAUAUUAAACAUAAAUGCACACUCAGACACCAAAAGAUGUGUACGAGAAUGUUUAUAGCAGCAAUACUAAAAAUAUCCCCAAACCGGAAAACCCCAAUGUCCAUCAACUGAAGAAUGAAUAAACAAAUCAUGAUAUAGUCAUACAAUAGAAUGUUAUAAAGCAAUGGGAAUAAAUCAGAACAAUAUACAACAGAUACAUUUUACAAACAUAAUGUUGAGGGGAAGAAGGAAAACACAAAAGAGCAAAUACUCUGUAACUUCGUUUGUAUAAAUGUUCAAAAAAUACAAAAUAAUAGAAGUUAGGAGAGUGCUUACCUUUGGGGGGGGGGUGGGUAGUGGCCAGACAAAGACAGAAGGAGGCUUGCAGGGUAUUGAUAACAUUUUAGUUUUAAUUUGGCUCUGCUUAUAGGAGUGCAUUCACUUCGUGAAAAUUCUUUGAAUUGUACACUUAUGAUUUGUACCCUUUCCUGAUGUAUGCUAUAUUUAAAGAUAACAGUAAUUUUUGUAGGCUCUGGCCAGGAAGCUCAGUUGGUUACAGUGUCCUCCCCUUACGCCAAGGCUGUGGGUUCCACCUCCUGCCAGAGCACAUACAAGAAGCAAUCAAUGAAUGCAUAAGUGGAACAACACAUCUGUUUUUCUCUCUGUGUGCCUCCUUCCCUCCCCUCUCUAAAAUCAAUAAAUUUAAAAAAUAAUUUUUGUAAAAUUGUAGACGUUUGUAAGCAUUCAUAUCACUUAUUUCUUAAAUAUACUAAAACAGAAAACUCUCAAAAAAAGUUUCUUCACGUACUCAAAAGGUACUUUCUUGAAGAAAGCUCAUACAUCAUUUCAGUUUAUUCUGAAAAGUAUUCUUUCACUUAAAGUUAGUGCAGUAAAUGUUUAUUUAGAGCUUCCAAUAACUAAGAACUGGAGGUUUCUGGGACUUAAAAAGAUAUUGAUACACACCAGAGUUAUAAAUUGGAAUGAAGAGCAAAUACUAUUUGCAAUAGUAAGUAUGGACGCCUGGUGGCGCUGCAGGCUAGGAGUUCGAAUGAAGAGCUCUGUGGACCCGGGUCGCCAUUAAGCUGGGAAAUCAGAACGUUGACUGCUUCCUAAAAGAAGGCAGCAUUUCAGGCAGAGAUCUUCAGAGAGGGCAUCGUUCUAGUGCGACUCAGCCAGAAAGAUCUAAUUCGAGGUUAUUUACCGAAGCCCUCUGGAUUGAUUGUACCGGGUUGAAGAAACUGCACCUUCUUGAACUGGGUCUGAACAAUGGAGACCACGCUGGCUGAAACGCCGCGGAAAAGGCAAGUUGUCUUUCUUGUCAUAUUGUUGUUUUUGUGGGAGGCUGGCUCAGAAGCAGUUAGGUACUCCAUGCCAGAAGAGACGGAAAGUGGCUCCUUUGUGGGCAACCUGGCAAAAGACCUGGGGCUCAGGGUGGGGGAACUGGCCACUCGGGGUGCGCGAAUCCAUUACAGAGGAAACAAACAGCCCUUGCAGCUAGAUAUAAAGACAGGGGAUUUGCUUCUAUAUGAAAAACUAGACCGGGAGGUGCUGUGCGGGGCUACAGAUCCCUGUAUACUGCAAUUCCAACUGUUACUGGAAAAGCCGGUGCAGUUUUUUCAAGCUGAUCUGCAGCUCACGGAUAUAAAUGACCAUUCCCCCGAGUUCCUAGACAGGGAAAUGCUCCUAAAAAUCCCAGAGAACGUCCAGCCAGGGACUGUGUUUCCUUUGAAAACAGCUCAGGACUUGGACAUAGGUAGCAACACUGUUCAGAACUACUCAAUCAGCCCCAACCCCCAUUUUCAUGUUGUCACUCAUAAUUUCGGAGAUGGCAGAAAAUACCCCGAGCUGGUGCUAGACAAAGCGCUGGACCGGGAGGAGCAGCCCGAGCUCAGUUUAACCCUCACCGCGCUGGAUGGUGGGGCUCCGCCCAGGUCAGGGACCACUGCCCUCCGCAUCGAAGUCCUGGACAUCAAUGACAACGCCCCCGAGUUUCUACAGUCUCUCUAUGAGGCACAGGUCCUGGAAAACAGCCCCCUAAACUCCUUAGUUGUUACUGUUUCCGCCAGAGAUUCAGAUGCCGGAACGUAUGGGAAUGUAACUUACACUCUUUUUCAAGGCAAUGAAGUUACUCAACCAUUUGAAAUAGAUGAAAUAACAGGAGACAUUCGUCUGAAAAGGGCAUUGGAUUUCGAGGCAACUCAGUAUUAUAAUAUGCAAAUUGCAGCCACAGACGGUGGAGGCCUUUCAGGGAAAUGCUCUGUAGCUAUCCGGGUGCUGGAUGUGAAUGACAACGCCCCGGAACUGACGUUGUCGAAAGUCGCCAGCUCGACCCCAGAAAACUCCCCUGAGACUGUAGUUGCUGUUUUCAGUGUUUCUGAUCCAGAUUCCGGGGACAAUGGCAGGAUGGUUUGUUCCAUCCAGGACGAUAUUCCUUUUCUCUUGAAACCCACAUUCAAGAACUUCUACACCCUCGUGACAGAGAGGCCACUGGACAGGGAGAGCAGAGCCGAGUAUAACGUCACCAUCACCGUCACCGACAUGGGGACCCCCAGGCUGAAAACCCAGCACAACAUCACCCUGCUGGUCUCCGACGUCAACGACAACGCCCCCGCCUUCACCCAAACCGCCUACACCCUGUUCCUGCGCGAGAACAACAGCCCCGCCCUGCACAUCGGCAGCGUCAGCGCCACAGACAGGGACGCGGGCGCCAACGCCCAGCUCACCUACUCGCUGCUGCCGCCCCGCGACCCGCGGCUGCCCCUGGCCUCGCUCGUGUCCAUCAACGCGGACAACGGCCACCUGUUCGCCCUGAGGGCGCUGGACUUCGAGGCGCUGCAGGCGUUCGAGUUCCGCGUGGGCGCCACGGACCGCGGGUCGCCCGCGCUGAGCAGCCAGGCGCUGGUGCGCGUGCAGGUGCUGGACGCCAACGACAACGCGCCCUUCGUGCUGUACCCGCUGCAGAACGGCUCUGCGCCCUGCACCGAGCUGGUGCCCAGGGCGGCCGAGCCGGGCUACCUGGUGAGCAAGGUGGUGGCGGUGGACGCAGACUCGGGCCAGAACGCCUGGCUGUCGUUCCAGCUGCUCAAGGCCACGGAGCCCGGGCUGUUCGGCGUGUGGGCGCACAAUGGCGAGGUGCGCACGGCGCGGCUGCUGAGCGAGCGCGACGCGGCCAAGCACAGGCUGCUGGUGCUGGUCAAGGACAAUGGCGAGCCCGCGCUGUCGGCCAGCGUCACGCUGCACGUGCUGCUGGUGGAUGGCUUCUCGCAGCCCUACCUGCCGCUGCCCGAAGCGGCGGCCGACCCGGCGCAGGCCGACCCGCUGACCGUGUACCUGGUCAUCGCGCUGGCGUCGGUGUCGUCGCUGUUCCUGUUCUCGGUGCUGGCGUUCAUCGCGGUGCGGCUGUGCAGGCGGAGCAGGGCCGCCUGGGUGGGUGGCUGUUCGGUGCCUGAGGGCCACCUUCCGGGCCACCUGGUGGACGUCACCGGUACUGGGACCCUGUCCCAGAGCUACCAGUAUGAGGUGUGUCUGACAGGAGGCUCCGGAAAUGAGUUCAAAUUCUUGAAGCCAAUUAUCCCCAACCUUCCGCCCCAAGGCGCUAUCAAAGAAACAGAGGGAAACACGACCUUCCAAAGCAACUUCGGAUUCAAUUAGGAAUCUCAUCAUGAUGCAGUGUCUUUUGUAACAUCUUUAAUUUCUCCAGAUACAGAGUUUGAUAGUGUCAUGGACAAAAAUCUCACCUUGGAGUAUAGCCCGGGUUUCCCUUUUUGUAACAUGUUUGUCCAUUGGACUUUAUUUUGUCCAAUUUGGGAAAACUCAAAUAUAGACCCUUGCAUUUGCAUAAUGCCAUUUCAAAUCCCCACCCCACAUGCUGGUGAUGUUCCUGUAAUGUUUUUCCUCUUCCUGGCAUUUGUUGCGAUUAACUGUCUUAUUAAAAUGAAAUAUUAAUUGUA
Messenger RNA from Myotis myotis, 5952 nucleotides. RefSeq names its product protocadherin beta-5-like. The coding region runs from base 3269 to 5653 and encodes 794 amino acids. Gene Ontology annotation, biological process: homophilic cell-cell adhesion. The record is from RefSeq and is a predicted model, not a curated record. Gene Ontology annotation, molecular function: calcium ion binding. Gene Ontology annotation, cellular component: plasma membrane. Lineage: Eukaryota; Metazoa; Chordata; Mammalia; Chiroptera; Vespertilionidae. The transcript has a single exon.